Phragmites australis (common reed) is the source of this 1189-nucleotide messenger RNA. Its product is annotated as 14-3-3-like protein GF14-C. Gene Ontology annotation, biological process: signal transduction. The transcript is spliced from 6 exons. The coding region runs from base 169 to 939 and encodes 256 amino acids. Lineage: Eukaryota; Viridiplantae; Streptophyta; Magnoliopsida; Poales; Poaceae. Gene Ontology annotation, cellular component: cytoplasm. The record is from RefSeq and is a predicted model, not a curated record.
CCACCGUCCACGCGGCGCCACUUCAUUGGCCCGUUGACCGCAACCUCGCGAUUGCGUCCAGCUAUAUAGUCCCCAGCCCCGUUCCGCCCUCUCCUCCCAAGCGCCCACAGAUAACGACCGCCCGAGCACGCGUCACCGCCCCGGAAGUAAGUUUAUUUCUCGAUCAAUAUGUCACGGGAGGAGAAUGUUUACAUGGCCAAGCUGGCUGAGCAGGCAGAACGGUAUGAGGAAAUGGUUGAGUACAUGGAGAAGGUUGCUAAGACUGUAGAUGUGGAAGAGCUCACCGUUGAGGAGCGCAACCUCCUGUCUGUUGCCUACAAGAAUGUGAUUGGGGCUCGCCGUGCCUCAUGGCGCAUUGUCUCCUCCAUUGAGCAGAAGGAGGAGUCCCGUAAGAACGAGGAACAUGUUAAUCUGAUCAAGGAAUACCGUGGCAAGAUUGAGGCUGAGCUGAGCAAUAUUUGUGAUGGUAUCCUGAAGCUGCUUGACUCACACCUUGUGCCUUCCUCCACUGCUGCAGAGUCAAAGGUGUUUUACCUCAAGAUGAAGGGUGAUUAUCACAGGUACCUUGCUGAGUUUAAGACCGGUGCUGAGAGGAAGGAAUCUGCAGAGAGCACAAUGGUGGCUUAUAAGGCAGCUCAGGAUAUUGCAUUGGCUGAACUGGCACCUACCCAUCCCAUAAGGCUUGGACUUGCACUUAACUUCUCAGUGUUCUAUUAUGAGAUUCUGAACUCUCCAGACAAAGCUUGCAACCUUGCAAAGCAGGCAUUUGAUGAAGCUAUAUCUGAGUUGGACACCCUUGGAGAGGAGUCUUACAAGGACAGCACAUUGAUAAUGCAGCUCCUGAGGGACAACCUGACUCUCUGGACUUCCGAUCUCACGGAGGAUGGCGCCGAGGAGGGCAAAGAAACUUCAAAAGGCGAAGCUGGCGAGGGCCAGUAACCCGGCCGGCUUGUUUUUCCAGCCCCUGUGCUACCGAAGCUGUAUUCUGCUCCAUGGAUUCUCCUACUCGAGGCUUCUAUUCUUCUUUCCCUCCCCCCCUCUCCUUUUCAUGUAGUAGGCUGGUAGUGGUCGAAUUAGUUCCAUUGCUUUGCAUUGCUGCUAGUUGGCACUAGAUCCAUUUGGACUGGUAUUGUUCUGCUAUUGAAGUUUGUCUUUUUUCGUUUUGCUGUUGCAACCAGUUAUUGCGUCA